CAAGCCAGAAGGUGCCGCGGCCGCUUCUAGUAGUUUCCAGGCGCUGCUGGGCGGCUGGGACCUAGAGGUCCUGAGGCUGUGGCUGCGGCUGCUAGGGAGCUGGUGGCGGCGAGAUUGGAAAGCUGAUGGCCAAGUGGGGUGAGGGCGACCCACGCUGGAUCGUGGAGGAGCGGGCAGACGCCACCAACGUCAACAACUGGCACUGGACGGAGAGGGAUGCUUCAAACUGGUCCACAGAUAAGCUGAAAACGUUGUUCCUGGCGGUGCGAGUGCAGAAUGAGGAGGGCAAGUGUGAGGUGACAGAAGUGAGCAAGCUGGAUGGAGAGGCGUCCAUUAACAACCGCAAGGGCAAACUCAUCUUCUUUUAUGAGUGGAGCAUCAAACUUAACUGGACAGGUACCUCAAAAUCAGGCGUGCAGUAUAAGGGCCAUGUGGAGAUCCCAAAUUUGUCGGAUGAGAACAGCGUGGAGGAAGUGGAGGUGAGCGUGAGCCUUGCCAAAGAUGAGCCAGACACCAAUCUUGUGGCCUUAAUGAAGGAGGAAGGGGCGAAACUGCUGAGGGAGGCGAUGGGAGUUUAUAUCAGCACGCUCAAAACAGAGUUCACCCAGGGUAUGAUCUUGCCUACAAUGAACGGAGAGUCCGUGGAGCCCGCGGGACGGCCAGCCCUGAAACCCGAGGAGCGCAAGGCCAAGGCGGCGCCUGUAAAGACCCAGGCCAAGCCUGUUGGCGUCAAAAUCCCCACCUGUAAGAUCACCCUGCGCGAGACCUUCCUGACGUCGCCUGAGGAGCUGUACAGAGUGUUCACCACCCAGGAGCUGGUUCAGGCCUUCACACAUGCUCCCGCGGUGCUGGAAGCCGACAAAGGCGGCAAGUUCCACAUGGUGGACGGCAACGUCUCAGGGGAGUUCACCGAGCUGGUCCCCGAGAAACAGAUCAUGAUGAAGUGGAGGUUUAAGUCUUGGCCAGAGGGGCACUUCGCCACCAUCACCUUGACCUUCACUGACAAGAACGGAGAGACAGAGGUGUGCAUGGAAGGCCGGGGUGUGCCUGCUCCGGAGGAAGAGCGCACGCGGCAGGGCUGGCAGCGGUACUACUUUGAAGGCAUCAAACAGACCUUUGGCUACGGUGCGCGCUUGUUUUAGCUCCGGCCUGCCCUGCACUUCAGUCCAGCCUUCUCCUGACUGGGGCUUGCAGCUCGCAGGAUUGCACCAUCCCAACCGCUAACUUGGGGCUGGGGCCCCUCCCCUCCACAUACACCUUGGGUUCGUGCAUGUUUUCUGCGGGGUGGGGUCAGAGGGUGAUUUCUUUUUUUGUGUACAUACGCUACAUAAACAUAAUUUUAAAACACA
Ochotona princeps (American pika) is the source of this 1349-nucleotide messenger RNA. It is a transcript of the gene AHSA1, whose product is annotated as activator of HSP90 ATPase activity 1. The coding region runs from base 126 to 1142 and encodes 338 amino acids. Gene Ontology annotation, biological process: protein folding; positive regulation of ATP-dependent activity. Gene Ontology annotation, cellular component: cytosol. The record is from RefSeq and is a predicted model, not a curated record. Gene Ontology annotation, molecular function: ATPase activator activity; protein-folding chaperone binding. The transcript is spliced from 9 exons. NCBI's taxonomy places the organism in Eukaryota, Metazoa, Chordata, Mammalia, Lagomorpha, Ochotonidae.